AACAUUUAGAAUACAUCAACCUUCAAGCUCCCCUUUGCUAUAGCUUGAACCUAUAGCCAUGGCUCUCUCUAAGCUUCUAGUUGUUUCCUUUCUUGCAUCACUUCUCCUCCUUCAACUUGUUGAUGCAGAUCAACGGGCAUUCGCACCAGCAAAGGGUACUGUUCUUCAGCAGAUAGAUUGUAAUGGAGCAUGUGCUGCGAGGUGCCGUUUAUCAUCUCGUCAAAAGCUAUGCCACAGAGCAUGUGGGACUUGUUGUAGACGAUGCAACUGCGUACCACCAGGCACUGCCGGCAAUGAAGAUGUGUGUCCCUGCUAUGCCACCUUGACUACCCAUGGUGGUCGACACAAGUGCCCUUAGACUUUGACCUCAAUACAACCAAGUGACCAACUCACGCAUGACAUUAUAUUAUAAUAAUACGCUUGGUUCGCUGUCGCAUAAAAUGUUGGUCAAUGUUGUGCUCUGAAGAAACGUCAUCGAAAAUAAAGCCUGUUUUCAAUACCUGUUGAAUAAUUGGGUGAAAAUUUGGGAUGUAUAUUUACAAAAUUAAAAAUGAUAUUGUGAAUUUGUGAUUCCUUUUGUUUUGUAUUUUAUAUUUACAUUGGUUGUACU
Gastrolobium bilobum is the source of this 610-nucleotide messenger RNA. Its product is annotated as gibberellin-regulated protein 1-like. Lineage: Eukaryota; Viridiplantae; Streptophyta; Magnoliopsida; Fabales; Fabaceae. The transcript has 3 exons. The record is from RefSeq and is a predicted model, not a curated record. The coding region runs from base 59 to 358 and encodes 99 amino acids.